Molecule: messenger RNA, 3619 nt
Organism: Rattus norvegicus (Norway rat)
Lineage: Eukaryota; Metazoa; Chordata; Mammalia; Rodentia; Muridae
Source: RefSeq, a predicted model, not a curated record
AGUGGCCCCCAGGAUAAAGGAGGCCAGGGGCGGGGCUCAUCCCUGGUCCGCCGGUCUCCUGGGCUCCACCAAUCAGUGAGCGCCCUGUUGGCCAUCCGCGGCUCCAGAGCCCCUCCCUCUCCCGCCGGCCUCUGCGUCCCAGAAUCCAAGAUGGCGGUGUCCAGGCGGCGGGGUCCCCAGGCUGGAGCGCAGUCGUUCUUCUGCGCCCUGCUGCUGUCUUUCAGCCAAUUCGUCGGGAGCGACGGCAUGGGAGGAGAUGCUGCGGCUCCCGGCGCCGCAGGCACCCAGGCCGAGUUGCCACACCGCCGUUUCGAGUACAAAUACAGCUUUAAGGGGCCGCAUCUGGUGCAGAGCGAUGGGACCGUGCCCUUUUGGGCCCACGCGGGGAAUGCUAUUCCAAGUGCAGAUCAGAUCCGAAUAGCACCGUCCUUAAAGAGCCAAAGAGGUUCCGUGUGGACCAAAACAAAAGCAGCCUUCGAGAACUGGGAAGUGGAAGUGACAUUCCGAGUGACCGGAAGAGGUCGAAUUGGAGCUGAUGGCUUAGCAAUUUGGUAUACAGAAAACCAAGGCUUGGACGGCCCUGUGUUUGGAUCAGCUGAUAUGUGGAAUGGUGUUGGAAUAUUUUUUGAUUCUUUUGACAAUGACGGAAAGAAAAACAAUCCUGCUAUAGUAGUUGUAGGCAACAAUGGACAAAUCAAUUAUGACCACCAAAAUGAUGGUGCCACUCAAGCCUUAGCGAGUUGUCAGAGGGACUUCCGUAAUAAACCCUAUCCUGUCCGGGCAAAGAUUACCUAUUACCAGAAAACACUGACGGUCAUGAUCAAUAAUGGCUUUACACCAGAUAAAAAUGAUUAUGAAUUCUGUGCCAAAGUGGAAAAUAUGGUUAUCCCCACGCAAGGGCAUUUUGGGAUAUCUGCUGCAACAGGAGGUCUUGCAGAUGACCACGAUGUUCUCUCUUUCCUGACUUUCCAACUAACCGAGCCCGGAAAAGAGCCACCUACGCCAGAAAAAGACAUUUCAGAAAAAGAAAAGGAAAAGUAUCAAGAGGAGUUUGAACACUUCCAGCAAGAAUUAGACAAGAAGAAGGAGGAAUUCCAGAAGGGCCACCCUGACCUCCAGGGGCAGCCAGCGGAUGACAUCUUUGAGAGCAUAGGGGAUCGGGAGCUGAGACAAGUGUUUGAAGGACAGAAUCGCAUUCAUCUGGAGAUCAAGCAACUUAACCGGCAGCUGGAUAUGAUUCUCGAUGAACAGAGGAGAUACGUGUCUUCUCUGACAGAGGAGAUUUCCAGGAGAGGAGCAGGGACCCCAGGACAGCCUGGGCAGGUCUCCCAACAGGAACUGGACACUGUUGUGAGGACCCAGCAGGAGAUUUUGAGACAAGUGAAUGAGAUGAAGAACUCCAUGAGUGAGACCUUGCGGCUGGUUAGUGGCGUCCAGCACCCGGGCUCGGCCGGCGUCUACGAGACAACCCAGCACUUCAUGGACAUCAAGGAGCACCUGCACAUCGUGAAGAGAGAUAUCGACAGCCUCGCGCAGCGCAGCAUGUCAUCUAAUGAAAAACCAAAAUGCCCAGAUCUACCAGCAUUCCCGUCGUGUCUGUCCACAGUCCACUUUGUGAUAUUUAUAGUGGUGCAGACGGUGUUGUUCAUUGGCUACAUCAUGUACAGGACUCAGCAAGAAGCAGCUGCCAAAAAAUUCUUCUGACCUUCAUUUUCCUAUGUGUACGUCAUCUGGGCUAGACUUUCGCUGGCUUCAAGACAAUUUACCUCUUAUUAAAGUAAUGGUCUCGUUUGCUUUGGGAUCCAGAACAACACUGUUUAGUAUAUAUGCUACUAAAUUGUUGUAAGCCUUUGUAAGUUUCCUCUCAGAUGUCAUUUGGAGAUUGGUCUGACAACCUGAGAUCUAUAUAAGACUUUAUGAAGAACGGUCUACGUUGUGGCACUACCUAACCCGCACCGCGUGUGCAGUCUCUUUGUGUGUUAUCCUAGAAGUGUCACAGUGCACUCACAGUGACUGCACAGAACUCCCUGUGGCACCAAGUGCUCCUUACCUUCUCUGGAGCUGGCUUUUGACAGUCAUGUUCUAAUAGAGUGUCAUCUCAGAACUCCAGACAAGUGUCCGAUGUAGACUAGGAGUCUUGGGAAAUCUUCUUGAGAUAAAGGCUACCAAAGCCAAUGUUACCAAGUCCAUAGUCACGUGUGCCUGGAUGCUAAAGGAAUCCCAAAUCUGGGCAGUGUACGUUUUCAGGCUCGAGUCCACGGAGAAGCACACUGGUCGUUCCUAACGUGACUGCAGCCAGCCACUGCAGCAGGAGCAGGUCCCUUUACUUCCGGCUGCUUAGAGAGUCACUCAGCAAGAUAGUUCAGAUCGUAUAUCUGUCUUUGUUUGUUUUUCAAAAUCAUUAAAUCUAAAUAGCUCACUUCUGAGCAAAACCCUGCUCUGUGGACAAUUAUCACUGCCAGAAUCCUCCAUUUCUGUAGUGUCCUGUGUGAUUGGAAUAAUCAACUUCUCACACCAGCAAGGAUUUUACAGGUGCCUUGGAUUAAAACAGAAUUUUUUUUUAAAAAACUUUUAAGUCUUUAUUUACAAUGCCACUUUUAAAAGAAAUCUCAAUUAUGGAACUGCCGAUAGGCCUGUUUAAUGCCAUUUGUGGUAGAAUUAUUUAAAUGCUUUUUUCCUUUAAAACUUCACCGUGAAGUCACAGACAGUAACCAGUGUUUUAUCAUGUAUUGAAGGCACAUGAGUGUUUUUCAGAGUAUUGCCCAUGGACCAACCAUUCAGUUCAUGGGAUGCUUAUUAAGAAUACAGAUUCCAAGGCCCCAUUCCAGUUCAUCCACAUCACAACUCAGGUGUGGCUUUCGAGUGUCUGUUCCACAGACACCACAGACAUAGCACACGACAGUUGAGAACCACUAGAAUGGGGAGUAGGGAAAACAUGUUUGAUGGGUGUUUAUUUGUGGGCGCAGAGCUGAGCCACGCACAUUGAGACCGGCGUCUGUGCUUGUGCUUCUGCACAUCUCAGUGUUCACUAACUCUCCAUUCACUAGCAACUGCAAACUAAGUCCAGGCUGUUGGCUGGCCUCUCAGCUCUUCAGUGAUGACUUUGACCUGUUGAAUCAUCUUUGGCUCAUGGCAAAGCGUAACUCUGAAGCUUGCCUGCCGAAGCCGUUGCCUUCCUGAUAGUCACCACUGGUCAUCUCAGACGACUGCACAUGUUGAUAACAUGAGGAACAUGGGAAAGACUUGAAUAAGGGUCGCUCACCCGCUGCUCUUCCGAGUAAAGAACGUAUCACUGUGGUUACCGACUCUUGACUCUUUGCAGCGCCCACAUGCUGGUUGGCGGAAGGCAAUGAACAAAUUAGUCAUCGGGAACUUUGUAAGAUUGAGGGUGGGAUCAGCUCUUAGAACUUUUUAAAUCUAUAUGUUGCCCAUUUUAAUAUAUUUCUCUUAUGAUGUUAAAGUUUAAAAGGGUUUUCUAUCCACUGUCAAUUUUAAUUAUAUAACAUUUUGUCAAGGUUUUGUUUGUUUUUGUUUUCCUUUUCUGAUUGUUACUUGAUGCUAGCUGGAAUUCAAAAAAAUGUCAAUGACUUUAUUCAAAUAAAAGAAAUAUUUUAGUAAA